AUGGAACACUGGAUCAGCAGGAGCAGUGGGGUAGGGACGCUGGGCGCGGACGGCCAUUGGAGCGGCCGACCAGAGAAAGAGGGGGAGGAGAUAAAAGUGCAGCGCUGGCCUCCAUCAAAAAUAAAAUAUCCACGAUCGGUUUUCUUCAUUGUGAGCAAUGAGUUCUGUGAAAGGUUCACAUACUAUGGAAUGCGAACUGUUCUUUCAAUAUAUCUCAGGAACAUUUUGGGAUAUACAGAUGAAGUUUCAACAAUUAUUUAUCACACGUAUACUAUGUUAUGUUAUUUCUUUCCAAUAUUUGGAGGAAUUUUAGCUGACAGCUUUUUAGGCAAGUUCAGGACUAUACUGUAUUUGUCGAUAGUGUAUGCUAUAGGGUCCAUAGUGCUGUCUUUGGCCGCUGCAGAUGAUGCUAUUCCGGGGAUGCCCUCACAGGCCAUAAGCAUGUUAGGACUCUUUCUCAUUUCCGUGGGAACUGGAGGCAUAAAGCCGUGCGUUUCUGCUUUCGGAGGAGACCAGUUCGUGCUUCCGGAACAAGAGAAGCAGUUGGCUCAAUUCUUCUCAGUGUUCUAUUUCUCUGUUAACGCUGGAAGCCUGGUGUCGACAUUCAUCACACCAAUUCUGAGAGAGGACGUAACGUGCCUCGGACACGACAGCUGCUACUCUCUCGCUUUUGGUAUUCCAGCCAUUCUCAUGAUCGUCGCAACAGUAUUCUUUGUCGCUGGAAAACCAAUGUACAAAAUAAAACCAGCUGAGGGAAAUGUUCUUGCUGAAACAGUAAAAUGUAUUCAUCAUGCUCUUUCUCGGAAGCGGAAACUGAAGCGUGAGAAGAAAGGUGAAAACCGCGAACACUGGCUGUACUACGCGGACGAUAAAUAUGACAAGAAGACAAUCGAUGGCAUAAAGGCUACUCUUGGAGUUCUCUUUCUCUACUUGCCUCUCCCUGUGUUUUGGGCACUCUUCGACCAGCAGGGUUCAACCUGGACAUUUCAAGCUACGAGAAUGAAUGGGGAACUUGGCACAUGGGCAAUAAAACCUGACCAAAUGCAAGUGGUUAAUUCCCUGCUAAUUCUGUGUUUUAUUCCUCUCUUCGAAAUUAUCGUCUAUCCACUGUUCAGUAAAUGCAACUUAUUGAAGAAACCGCUUCAAAGGCUUGGAGUAGGUGGAGUCGUUGGAGCGCUGUCAUUCGUUAUAGCUGCCGUUGUUGAACUGCAGUUGGAGCCGACUUACGCUGUAGUACCAAAGGCUGGUGAAGGCCAGGUAAGGAUUUUCAAUACUCUGGACCAAGCCGUCAACGUUACUACUGGUUAUGGCUCCAGGAAUGUAGCAGCUCACGGCGCCUGGGAAGAACUGCAUUUGGGAGUUCAUGGAGAGAGCAUAUACGACGUCACACUUUCUUAUGGUAGUGAACCGGUUAAUGGCAGUAUUACUGUGUAUGAAAACCAGGCCACAUCAUAUGUAAUUGGACAAGUUGGAGGCGAACUUGAGGGCCCCUUCAGAAACGAUCAAGUAGAGAAGUCACAGGAAGGUGAUCCAAUGCUUCGUUAUGACGUUUAUCUGGACAACAACAAAGUAGACAGCGUGCAGUUAAAGUUUGGAGGCGUUUACAAUUAUGUACUGGUUAAAACAGCAGAAAGUACAAAUCAUCAGUUGUACACAGUGACAUCUCCAAACUCGGUACAUAUGUUAUGGCUGGUCCCACAGUACGUCGUAAUAACAGCCGGGGAAGUUAUGUUCUCCAUUACUGGACUUGAAUUUUCAUAUUCUCAGGCUCCAGCGAGUAUGAAAUCUCUUCUAACAUCCGGUUGGCUGCUCUCAGUUGCUGUUGGAAACUUGAUUGUCAUCAUAAUCGAAGGAGCAAAAAUUUUUGAAAGCCAGGCUAACACGUUCUUCCUGUUUGCUGGCCUGAUGAUUGUAGAUAUGGGAAUAUUUGGAUUAAUGGCGAGAGGGUACAAGUACGUGGAAAAACCACAAGACAACGACAGCGAAGAAGACUUAAAGAGUGAUGAUGUUAACAGCGUCAAACAAGAACAAGGACUCGAGAACCCGAAUUUCAAGCCUGAAGAAUAA
Schistocerca piceifrons (Central American locust) is the source of this 2067-nucleotide messenger RNA. RefSeq names its product solute carrier family 15 member 1-like. NCBI's taxonomy places the organism in Eukaryota, Metazoa, Arthropoda, Insecta, Orthoptera, Acrididae. Gene Ontology annotation, molecular function: dipeptide transmembrane transporter activity. Bases 1 to 2067 code for a protein of 688 amino acids. Gene Ontology annotation, biological process: transmembrane transport; oligopeptide transport. The record is from RefSeq and is a predicted model, not a curated record. The transcript has 14 exons. Gene Ontology annotation, cellular component: membrane.